Molecule: messenger RNA, 1031 nt
Organism: Corticium candelabrum
Lineage: Eukaryota; Metazoa; Porifera; Homoscleromorpha; Homosclerophorida; Plakinidae
Exons: 5
Coding region: 1-747 (248 amino acids)
Source: RefSeq, a predicted model, not a curated record
AUGGAAUUUAAUUUUUGUACAUAUACAGAUCUUCCCACAAUCUCAGAACGAUCCGUUAUUCUGAGGAAAUCUAAUUCUCGUGUGAAAGCUUGUUUUAAUGUUACCGGAAUUCCCAAGCCUUCUCUCAAAAAGGAUCAACAAGCCAACAAAAUCGUUAACAGUUCUGUUGAAAUAGACGAGAACUGCAUCUUCUUCGACCAUGAAAACGUCAAAGAUGCCGAAAAAGUUACUGUGGUGGCACAAAACUGUUUUGGACAAUCAAAUGUAACCAUUAGUGUUCCAAACUUUCAAAGCACUCUAAAUCCUCAAAACGUUAAAUUAAAUACUCCUACUGUUGGUACUUCAAAUACGUUCGGUACUCUCACACCGUCAGAAUCAUCUCCUGUUUCUUCAAAUUUGAUCGGUGCAACGACACAAAGUACUUCAGAAGAAGAGAGCAAUACAAACUCAUCAGGAUUUCCAAUUUGGGCGUAUGUAAUUAUUUCUAUGUUUAUUAUCGUGGCGGUCAUAUUUUUUCUCUGUCUUAUCAUAUUUUAUGUUAGAAAGAACACAUCACACAAAGCAACAAGUCAACAUUCAAAUGAUGGAGGAGUGAAGUCAUCGAAUCCAACGAAUGAGGAGUCUAGCAAUGUCUAUGAAUACAUACCUAAUGACGAUCAAGUAAGGCAAGUGAGACUGGAGUCAUCUUAUGUUGAACCAUCCGAUUUUGCUAUUCAAGAAAAUCCAGCCUACGGAGCUGCAGUUUAAUUCUUCAAUUGGCGCAACAAUGUUGUUGCUACAGUUGUUUGCACUUCAACUUCAUUGGAUGACAAAACCCGUUUAACUAGUGCAGACCUUUUUCAGCUUAGGCUGUAUCGGAAGUGAAGUAUAAAAUGAUUAAAUGCAUUUUUGCAAAAAUAUAGAAAAAUUUACAUGUAAUACAAAUUAGGAGCUUGGACCGAUUGAAAUUUACGUACGUAAGAUCUAAAAGACAAUUUAAGCAGAAACAUAGAAAUAAUGUCAGAAUAAUUAAGUUAUUAACAAUAAACAUA